Messenger RNA from Talpa occidentalis (Iberian mole), 1472 nucleotides. RefSeq names its product transmembrane protein 100 (gene TMEM100). Gene Ontology annotation, biological process: cellular response to BMP stimulus. The transcript has 3 exons. The record is from RefSeq and is a predicted model, not a curated record. Bases 294 to 698 code for a protein of 134 amino acids. Lineage: Eukaryota; Metazoa; Chordata; Mammalia; Eulipotyphla; Talpidae.
CUAGUACCGUGAUUUGCAUCCCCCACUCUGGGUUGCCGCUGGCCGGAGCAGGCAGCUGUCUCAGUCUGACUCGGGCUGGGAAAGGGGAGACCUCUGUCUUGUCAUUUUAUUGACUGACGUGCUGUUCCAGGCUCUUUUCCCAGAAGUUGUCUGAAGAAGCUGCUGGGCUGCUGUUUCUUCCUGCCCAAGCCCAGUGGUUUCCCUGGUAAUGGAUGGCUUCUCUCGGAGUUUCCACCCUGGUGAGAACCCCCCCAUCUAGACUGUGAACUAGUUAGGAAUCACUGCCAUAAAAAAUGACCGAAGAGCCCAUAAAGGAGAUCCUGGGAACCCCGAAGUCUCCCAAGCCAGGGACAAUGGAGAAGAAACCCACUAAGGAAGUUGUGGUCAACCCGGUCCCCCUGGUCAGUGAGAUUCAGCUGACAGCCGCUACUGGGGGCGCAGAGCUCUCCUGCUACCGGUGCAUCAUCCCCUUCGCCGUGGUGGUGCUCAUCGCCGGGAUAGUGGUCACUGCGGUGGCUUACAGCUUCAAUUCCCACGGCUCCAUCAUCUCCAUCUUGGGUCUGGUCCUUCUGUCACUGGGACUUUUUUUGCUAACCUCCAGUGCCUUGUGCUGGAAAGCGAGACAGAGGAGCAAGAAAGCCAAAAGACGGGAGAGUCAGACGGCUCUCGUGGCCAAUCAGAGAAGCCUGUUUGCUUAAGCCUGAAUGAGACCAAAUGGGAUGUGUGACCUGAAAACUCUGCUCCCACUUCCUCAGCCGCUCCACCCAGAACGAGUGUGGGAGACAAGGGAUGGGAUCUGGCCGUGGAGCAGACCCAAGGCACGGGGGCAGAUGGAUGUGGGAGGGCAUGAGGGUUCCCUUCUAUGAGGAACAACUUGUGUCUUGUUUAACGACAAACUUAACUCUAAGGGCUAUUGCUAAGACUGAAAAAUCUGUUUUGUCUAUGUGAAACAUGUAGGGGUCAUGGGAGGUUUACAGUAUUAGACAACAUUUGGUUCACCUUGGAAAGUAGCCAAGAAAAGAUGCUAACAAAAUCGGGCCAUUCUGACACACCAGUGACCUGCCUCCAAAAGAAAUCACGCACACUUUUCAGAAGUUUUAUCAUAAAAAUAUCUGCCGGGAGUCUACACUGCCCUGAACCUUGCCUACUUCUAUGAUUUCUGUGAUCCUUUUUUUUCAUUAAGUUGAUUCUCUGGCAUCUGUUUUAUUUUUCACUUUCAGUAACUCAUCACUGGUGGUACUUACUCUUGAAGAAUAAACUAAUUUUUUAAUGUUUUAACAUUGGACAGUUUGAAAUGAUUAUAAUGAGUGUCAGAAGUAAAAAAAAAAAAACAAGGUAAGAGGUGUAACUACUAGAUGACAUGGGGGGGUUUAAGUUAAUAUUAAAAUAAUCUAAUAUAGCACUUUUGAUGAUUUUUAUAUAAAAGUCUAAUGUACAUUUCAUUCAAAAUAAUAAAUACUCAUUGCUGCUGA